UCCCACGUUUCAAGGGUAUCGUCUCCAUCCUCAGAGCCACAAAAACCCGCAGGUCUCUCUCUUUCUCUCGAGGACAUUUUUUUGGGUAAUUUUCGAAAUAAUAAAAUUUGAGUUGGGGAAGGAAGAAUGUCGUCUGUGGGAACAUCUAAAGGAGUCUUGGAGAUCGCGAAGUUCGGGCUCUAUGUGAGCGUUCCCAUCGUUCUCAUGUACGCCUUCGCUAACAAUACGAAGAAUCUCCAGAGAUUCAUGGGAAACCGUUCUUAUGUAGUGUAUCCUCCAGAGGCGCCAAGGCCUCCAUCACCCGAAGAAAUGAGGGAGAUGGCUCGGGAACUAGCCCGCAAGAAGAACAGCAGCCGGUGAUGUUCUUUUGGAUUGUAAGUGAAUGUUGUAGCUUUGCAGUUGAACUUACCAGUGCCUGUGAGAAAUCAAGUGAUGUGUAUUAUCUAUUAUGCAGAAUGUGAACAUCUCCAAAUUGAUUUCCAAAAUCAAAUAACUUGGUUGGUUUUACUAAUGUAUAUACAUCUGUUUUCUGUCC
Corylus avellana is the source of this 535-nucleotide messenger RNA. RefSeq names its product sporulation-specific protein. The record is from RefSeq and is a predicted model, not a curated record. Gene Ontology annotation, biological process: mitochondrial respiratory chain complex IV assembly. NCBI's taxonomy places the organism in Eukaryota, Viridiplantae, Streptophyta, Magnoliopsida, Fagales, Betulaceae. Gene Ontology annotation, cellular component: mitochondrion.